This is a messenger RNA of Camellia sinensis, 3106 nucleotides long. Lineage: Eukaryota; Viridiplantae; Streptophyta; Magnoliopsida; Ericales; Theaceae. The record is from RefSeq and is a predicted model, not a curated record.
UCUCUCUCUGUCUCUCUCUCUCUCUCCUCUGUCUAUCUUCGCUGUUGCUCAACCAAUAGAAAAACCAAAGAAAAAGUUUUUCUUCCAAGUAAAAUAACAAAUCGAGCAUACAAAAAAACCCUAGAAAACGCUUGGAAUUCGUUUCAGGUUUUUACGUUCGAUUCGGCAAGUUUGUGUCUCCGAUUGGACGAGUUGCUCGAUUUGCUGGGUCUGAGCUGUAGAGAGUUGAAGCUCUGUUCUUUGUCGUUGAAGUUUAUUAGAAUUUGUUGAGGAGUGAGUUUGUCUUCAUAGAGGUGGGUUUCUUGUCGACAACGGUAUGUGCAAUUUCUCUACUAAAAUAGAAGUUUUCCUGCCGACUAAAUCUAGUGCUUUAUUCAUCAUUGGUCAUUUUGAAUCCGGUUGAUGAGGGCUGUUCGAGUGAACUCUAAUGGUCCUGCAACCAAAGGGUUGGCGGAACUCAAUCACCAUCUAUGGGAUGAGCAAAAGGAAGCAAGGGAUGGAGUUGUAGGUGAUGGGCAUGGGCUCUCCGAGGAAGAUGAGUCCAGGAUUAAUGAGGAUGCUGAAGAUGCAAACUGUGGACGCAAGGAGUUGGUCCAGCUCCCGGCUGUUCAGCAGAGACUGCAGCAACAGCCUCAAGGGCCUCAAGCAUCAGUGGUUCACUGGGAAAGGUUUCUUCCUCUCAGGUCUCUCAAGGUUCUGCUGGUGGAAAACGACGAUUCAACUCGCCAUGUUGUCAGCGCAUUGCUUCGGAAUUGCAGUUAUGAAGUUACUUCUGUAGCAAAUGGUCUAGAAGCUUGGAAAAUCUUGGAAGAUUUAGCCAAUCACAUUGACCUUGUUCUAACGGAGGUGGUCAUGCCUUUUUUAUCGGGCAUUGGUCUCUUAUGCAAGAUUAUGAACCACAAAACUUGCAAGAAUGUUCCAGUGAUUAUGAUGUCAUCUAACGAUUCUAUGGGUAUAGUCUUUAAGUGCUUAUCAAAAGGUGCAGUUGACUUUUUAGUGAAGCCUAUUCGAAAGAAUGAGCUUAAAAACCUCUGGCAGCAUAUUUGGAGGAAGUGCCACAGUUCUAUUGGUAGUGGAAGUGGAAGUGGAAGUGAAAGUGGGAUACGGACUCAAAAAUAUUCAAAGUCAAAAAGUGCUGAAGGAUCUGACAAUAACACUGGCAGCAGUGACGAGGAUGACAACGCAAGUAUUGGUUUGAAUGCUAGGAAUGGAAGUGACAAUGGCAGUGGCACUCAGAGUUCUUGGACAAAACGGGCGGUAGAAGUUGACAGCCCCCAACCCUUGUUACCCUGGGAUCAAUUAGCAGAUCCUCCAGAUAGCACUUGUGCACAGGUUAUCCAUUCAAGACCUGAAACAUUUAGCAACAACUGGGUGCCCACAAGUGCCACAAGGGAUUACCAUGGAAAGGACGAUGAAUUUGACAAUGUUGCAAUGGGCAAAGACUUGGAGAUAGGAAUCCCGAGAAAUCUGGAUUUACAACUUGAAGACCAAAGCAAAAAAGUAUCAAUCACUCUAGUGGGGGCUAGCAAGGAAACAAUUUGUAACUUGGAGGAUGGUGAGAAAUUAGAAAAAGACAAACUGGAGCUCAACAGUGAGACACCAAACGGUGAAUUGAGGAAAGAUGUCUCUAAUCUUAUUGUUUCCAUCACCAACUGUGCUGAUCCUAAGAUGGAAACUGUGGACAUUGAAGUCCCAAAUGACAUCUCCAAGACGAACAUCAACAACAAGGCCAUCUAUGACACUAAGGAAAUACCUUCCUUUGAGCUCAGUUUGAAGAGGCUGAGAGACGGUGGUGAAAUUGGUACCAGUGCUCAAGAGCGAAAUGUUUUGAGACAUUCAGACCUCUCAGCCUUCUCAAGGUAUAACACCACUUCAACUGCUAAUCAGACUCCAACAGGGAAUGUAGGCAGCUGUUCUCCACUUGAUAAUAGCUCAGAAGCAGCAAAAACAGAACUAAUGCAAAAUCUACAAUCUAAUUCGAAUGGCACUCCUAAUCAGCGUUCCAAUGGAAGUAGCAACAACAAUGAUAUGGGCUCUACUACCAACAAUGCCUUUACCAAGCCAGCAGCUUUCAGUGAUAAGCCAAUCACCAAAUCUGUAGUAAAUAUCCAUCCCUGCUCUGCCUUUCAACCAGUUCAAUCGAAGACACCAGGUAAGGUCGAUGUUGCAAUAGUUAAUACGGUCGUGACACAAGCAAGGGGUACACACCCACAGGUCCAAGUUCAGCACCAUUAUCAUCAUUACCAUCACCAUCACCAUCACGUUCAUAACAUGCAGCAGCAGCAACAGCAGCAGAUGCCCAACAAUGAUGAUUCGUCUUUCAGGACAAUGGUUGCAGCGGGUCCACACUGUGGGACAUCCAAAGUGUUAAGCACUCCAAUUGAAGGCAAUGCUGCUAAUUACAGUUUGAAUGGGAGUGCUUCGGGAAGUAACAAUGGUAGCAAUGGCCAAAAUGGGAGCAGCACUGCUGCAAUUACUGAAGGAAAAAGCAUUGCAUGUGAUAAUGGGGUGACUGAAAAAUAUGGAGCUGAUGGUGGUGGUGGUGGUGGUGGUGAUGGCGGAGGCGGAAGCAGAAGCGGGAGUGGGAGUGGGGUAGAUCAAAACAGGUCCACACAGAGGGAGGCUGCUUUGAACAAAUUCCGCCUGAAGAGGAAAGAGAGGUGCUUUGAGAAAAAGGUCCGGUACCAAAGCAGGAAGAAACUGGCAGAACAGAGACCACGUGUUCGAGGACAAUUUGUGCGACAUGUCAUGUACGAAAACCAAAACAAGGACAAAGAUUGCUAACCCGACCCCUGAUGGUGUGUGUGGAAUGUGUACAUGAAGAUUAGCUUAAUUGUGCAGAUAGGGGGGGUAGCAUUUAUAUUUCACUAUGGGGGAUGUUUGGUUGAAGGUGAGAAUUUUAAUUUCAUAAAACUAUGGGAUUGAAAACCAAAUUCCAUUAUGUGAGUGAGGACACUUGAAAGACACCUUGGACUGUAUUUUAUGUUGUCCGACUUAUAUCCCUGCAACUACUACUACUAAUAAAGCAGUUUGUACAAAUAAUCAAAUCUCCCUUUCUACCUUCUGAUAUGAUGUAUAUCGUAUCAACCGUUGUAAUUUUCUGAAA